CCUUGCCUCCAAGAAUUUCUAAAAGAGGAAGUACCGGUCACAUGAUUACUCUGAAUUCACUUUCGCCCGAAAAUUGCUAUUUUCCGUGGACUUUGGUUCAAGACUUUCCGUACAUGACCGCUGUAGUCAUUUUGGAAUGAUGUGGCAUCCAAGCAGAUUUCUAAUCCGUAAUUUGUAAGGUCAAUUAAAGUUUAAACAAGAGGUUUCUUCCAUUUAUACGUUAUCAUUGGUUACAGUUUUUUCAACUAAAUGUUUAAAAGAGAGAGAGAGAAUAAUCAGCAUAGUUCAUAUUUAUUAAGAAAUAUGGCAGCUCGCAGAAAACCAACAGACCCUGAUUACACUGUCCAGGCUCAGCCCAAGGUUGAAAAGCUCGAGGAGCAGAAAAGAAGUGUUCAAAAAUCAUCAUCAUGGUUUCUUUCAAUCAUGAAAAUCAUUGUUGCAUCAUUCAUAUCUGUUGGCUUUCUAGCCACGUUAGUAGUUAGCAAGUUGGCCAUAGUUGGCAUUGGACAGCAAUUCAAUACUACAUGUAAGCUUUUACCAGAUAAGUGCAUUCGUGGCCAUCGCAAUGAAGCACCAUAUAUCAUAAUGGUUCUGGUGAUGAUGGUGCCCCAGUUUCUUACAUUUGUCACUGCACUUGCUUCAUCAGCAUUUCGUACUAAUGAACCAUGGCCAACCAAAACAGCAGCAAUUGGGGGAAUCAUUGGUGCUGUAGCAGAGGUGACAGGUCUCUGUUUGUUUACAUUGGUAAUCGCAACCGAAGAAUGCAUUGCCAGCAGAGUCAUCAUCUACAUGAAUGGGAUAUACUUGUUGCCAACUGGUUGGCAACUGCUGAAGCAAGUUAGGAAGCGCUGCUCCAACCAAAAAGCAAAUGGACAUGAUGAUUAUCAUGCAUUCGGAGAGUACCAACAAAAUGAUGAUGAUGAUGAAAAUGGUCUUCUAUCAUGGAAGCAUACUGCAGGUUUGGUUCUCUCUCUCCUUUUUGCAAUUGGUGGGCUUGCAUAUGCGGUUUAUUCAAAGAUCCAAGAACCAGAUACAGAAAAUUUGGGACUAUUUAGGCGCACGGCUCCCAUUAUUAUGUUUAUGGUCCUGCUUUCCUUUGCUUGGUGUCCGAAGAUACGGAAGCUUCAAAUUCGCGCCAAAGGAAAUGCUGAGGUAUACGAUGAAGACAUAUUUGAAGAUGACGACAGACAUCUAUAUGACUGGCAAAGGAUACGCGUCAAAACUGCCCGCGAGCGAAUGACUGUUAUCACGUCACUGGUGAAGCUUUGUCUUACGCCGUUUAUGGCCGCCGCUUUUGCCAAGGCUUUCGAGCUCAAUGUACAUUUCAAAGACCUUAAGUCUGGAUUCGAGGAACUCAAUGAAGACAGAUAUCUGCUGGCCAUGCUUGUCGCUCAAGUCGUUUGCAGUUUCUUUGCCAAAGUAUUUGCUUACUUAGCAUGUACCUUGGGUCUGCAGAAACUCUGCUUCGCGUCACCGCUGAUUAUAUCAACACCCCUGAGCAUCAUUUUGGUCGCCACCAAAGGCUGCAAUGCCCUGGGCCUCUGUAAUUGUCAAACGAACUUGGGUAACGUAUUACAGAUUGUCAUACUUGCUGGUUUGUUGUGGCUGGCACAGAUAUUCUCGACGGUGAUUUACAUUUGGCAAUCGCAGCAGUUCCAAAUGGCCAAAGAGGACACAUUGUUCUGGCUCCCUGGUUAUGACGGUGUACUUACCGAGCAAAGCCUCAUUUUGAACAGGAAGAACGAGGCUACCGAUGACUAUUACGUCAGUUACAGACAGCUCGUCAAGGACAGUACAAUUUACAUAUGCACGACGAUGUACCACGAGGCUGAUUUUGAGAUGGAGCAGCUUCUUCACUCUAUUGCUGGAGUAGAUGCUGCUCGAAAAGAAUCAAAAAGACAAUUUGAGUCUCAUAUUUUCCUUGAUGACGGCGUUCGUGGUAGGGCGAUAAAGACGUAUGCUCUACAACUGAUCUCGUUAUUCCCAAAGACACUUGGUGUUGAAAUUAAAAAUGUUGGAAACAAGUACGAGACUCCUUAUGGGAUGCAACUGAGAUGGAGGCUGUCUAGCGGCAUGCCGUUUGUUCUUCAUUUAAAAGACAACGAAAAGGUGAAGAACAAAAAGCGAUGGAGUCAAGUCAUGUACAUGUCCUAUGUCUUGGAUUUCAAAAGACCGAAAAGGGACAGACUAGAUGACUUGACCUACAUCCUAACGACGGAUGCCGAUGUGAAGUUCAGCCCUGAUGACGUAUCUGCUUUGAUGGAUUUGAUGAUCCGCAAUCCGCGUGUAGGGGCUGUUUGCGGCCGUACUCGGCCCAUGGGGGCUGGACCUCUAGUAUGGUACCAGAUAUUCGACUAUGCUGUUGGACAUUGGUUUCUGAAGGUUGCAAACCAUGUUUUUGGCUCUGUAUUGUGUUCACCUGGGUGCUUUAGUGUUUACCGCGCAACAGCUUUACGCGAUGUGCUGCCUUUGUACUCAACUGGAAUUGAUAGUGCAAUGGAUUUUCUUACUAAGGAUAUGGGUGAAGAUCGUUGGCUUUGCACAUUGAUGGUAGAAGCCGGGUGGCGUCUUGAGUACUGCGCGGCGGCAGAAAACAGUACCUACUGCCCAGAUAACUUUGAAGAGUUUUUUAAGCAACGCCGGAGAUGGGGACCUUCUACUAUUGCCAACCAGGCAUUGCUUAUCAACCAACAAUUGAAAGUCAGGGAAAACAAUGAUGAGAUAAAUUUCUUGUUUAUCCUGUACCAGAUUGUUCUUAUGGUAUCUACUGUUAUUGGGCCGGCAACUGUCAUUCUGAUCGUUGGAGGUGGCCUAACGUAUUCCUACACAUCCCUGGAUUACACCGGUGUGUUUGUAACGCUGUUUCUUAUUGUUGCUGUCUACAUCAUUAUCUGUCUAAAGACGAAACAGGAAACACAACUGAAGUUUGCGAAGCUGCUCACAUUUUUUUUCGCUGUUAUCAUGUCCAUUGCCUUAGUUGGCAUUAUUUUAAAGACUGUCAAAGAUGUUGACAAUUACACUCGAGUUGGACAAGCAAUUUCAAAUACGACCACUGAGAAACCACCUACAAAAGAACUUUUAUUGUUGUCUCCGACCACUUGGUAUCUGUUUGCAAUGAUUGCUUUCUUUUUCCUGACCUCCCUUCUCCAUGGCUUCGAAUUUAUGGCACUGGUCCAUGGCAUAUGGUAUCUGCUUUGCUUGCCUUCUGGAUAUUUGCUGCUCACGAUAUACUCAGUGGCCAAUCUGACUGACAGAUCUUGGGGUACCCGAGAAGCGAAAGUUGUAUCAACAGAAUCAAGCAACUGGACAAAGACGGCUAUCGAUUAUUUUAAGCAUUUAUGUUGGUGCUGCAUUCCGCCAUCGAUGAGACCCAAACCUCAGCCUGAGCAGGUUGAGACUAUAGUGGUCGAAGAUGGUCCCGAACAAGAGCAAGGAUCACAAGAAACGGUGGAUGGUGAAUCGAAUGAUGGCUGGGACAGUGAUAGUGAGUACCCGAAACCGGAUUCGUUGGACACCACAGACGGUGCAUACGUUGAAGAAGAGACUGAUCAUUACCCUGUGCUCCCAGAUCCACCCACUAAAUCGGCUUUAAGGAGAGUAGGAACAAGAAUGAGGAAACAGGUCAGCGUAGAAGAAACUGAUGGUUUCAGAUUUCCAGGGCAAAGCAGUGGAGUACGAUUUGCGGCCAGAAUGCCUCGUUUGCAUUCCUCCAUUUCUAUAGAGGAAUGGCUUCCAAGUGGUGACUACCAGAACUACGUUCGGUUGUUCAAAGAAAAUGGUUAUGAUAAUGUUAGUUUUCUUCAAGGAAUCAAAGACAAGGAUUUAAUAAAUGUCAUUGGGAUACAAAAUCGUGGUCAUCGAAACAUGAUAAUGAACUUGAUUAAAAGUUUACCGCCAGAGGAAAUUGAAGAGGAAGUUCCCGAGGAUGUCGAAGAAUGGCUGGCGAAGUUAGGUCUUGAUGACUACUGGGAAAACUUCAAGACUAGCUCUUAUACGCAAUCGCGGGAACUCGCAGAUGUGAAAUACAUGGACAGAAAAACACUGCAGGAAACUUUUCAUAUCCACAAAGAGGGACAUCUUCGGAAACUUAUGAAUGCUGUUAGCAAACUGCAGUAUCCAAGUAAAGCACAAUUGCUAAUUCGAGCAGCAAGAAAAGAAAUUGAUCAAACACGAUGUGACAAAUUGGAGAGUGAGGGCAAUGGUGAAGAGAAUGCAUUCUGGUCUUGUCUGAGGGAUAUCUGCUUGCUUCCGGAACAAGCUGCAUUCAACCAGAGUCAAGAGCUCAAGGAAAAACUUUCAGAGCUGCGAGAUGUUUCUCUGGGCGUGUUAAUUGUUGGCAAUGCUUUGUGGCUCACAUUCAUGUUGACUGUAAUGAGCCAAGGCCCGGCUUUGCAGCUUAUGGGUGCCGACUUCGCCAGUGUCGCUUUUUUGUUUGUUUACUUCUUGGUAUUACUGGCUCAAGUGAUUGCAAUGGUUUUGCAUCGAGGUGAAACUUGCGUGCAUUUAAUGGCAAGAACUCCGUUUAGGCCGGGUAAAUUUAUUCGCAACUGGUCAUUCAAUGACGAGGAAGUGCCCGAAGUUGAUCCGGAACAUCUUAAUGAAAUCCGGAGAAAAAUAAGACGCCGAAGCACAUCACCCGGUAGGACAACCGGGUCGUCUCAAGAUUCGAGCGCAGCGGAAAAUGUGAUCGCGAACGAAGCUGCAACUUCUUCUACUACCGUGAUAAUUUAGCUUUUUUUAGGAAUUACUUUAUUCAAUUUAUUCUGGUCUUCUUAUUCUCAAUUUACGUAUGUCGCCUGAUGAUUUUUAAAAAAGGAUUCGUAUUCCGCUUUUCAGUGACCGUAGAACAUAUAAAAGAUUGCGGCGGGGAGGGCUUGGGCAAGUUAAAACUUAUUUUGUGUGGCGACAAACUGAAUUCCGAGAGAAGGAUGAUUUAUCAUAUUGGGAAUUUUUGAGCCCCUUAGACUAACCCCCCCCCCCCCUUCUGGAAAUGAUCUUUUUUUGUAAAAUGCAUAAUAAGUGUUUAAUAAUUUCACGUCUACCAUUAUAUCUAGAUUGAAACAUUUCCAAAAACGAUUUUAAAACACUUCUCACCUUAAGAAGUGUCUCAAACACCAUUUGACUGCCUGUACUUAAAGAUAAGUACAGAUAUAUUCGAUUAUAUCUUGGAGGAUAAAAAUGGAAAGUUAAUUGAUAUUCAAAAGUAUCGGAGCAAAAACCACACUAGCUAAUAUUUUCAGUCGAUACAAAUUUUAGGUCUCAUUGUUAUCUUUAAAAAUCCAGUCCCUUGAAUGGUGGCCGUUCUGGCGUCCAGUGUCGUCGUAAGUUGAACAUUCAUCCUUUUCUUUGGCACCUUAAAUUUACCUAGACGCUGGUUAUCUUUAACUUUUAUAGGUAGGUUAAUUUUUACAAACUACUUUUUUGCUUUUUUUGAUGUGGUCAAACAAACAGUAUUUUACACUGUAACAUUUAGCAAAGAAAACUAAUGAGAUUGUAAAGUUUUAUCGACAUUGUCAAUUUUUACUGAAAGCUUUUUCUAUUAAAAAGUCAUUUUGAAAAUAAAUUUCUAUUGCGUA
Molecule: messenger RNA, 5576 nt
Organism: Rhopilema esculentum
Lineage: Eukaryota; Metazoa; Cnidaria; Scyphozoa; Rhizostomeae; Rhizostomatidae
Biological process (GO): chitin biosynthetic process
Cellular component (GO): cell septum; cell periphery
Molecular function (GO): chitin synthase activity; protein binding
Source: RefSeq, a predicted model, not a curated record